Molecule: messenger RNA, 306 nt
Organism: Macrosiphum euphorbiae (potato aphid)
Lineage: Eukaryota; Metazoa; Arthropoda; Insecta; Hemiptera; Aphididae
Source: the annotation of a GenBank genome assembly
AUGUAUGACGCUUUAACUGAAUUAGCUGAUUUAUCUUUAUCACUCCAAGAUAGAUGUUUAAGUCUAUCAGUAGCAAAUGGUUCUAUUGAUCGAACAAUUCGAAUUUUUGAUUCUAUGGCAGAAAACCAUGGACCUAAGUUUAAAGAAGUUAAUGAUGCAUUUGCUAAAUCAGAUAUAGAGUUUAAACAUGUAAAACUAGCAACCAAUAAAUCAAUUCCAAAAAUCAUUCCAUCACAGUUUUUUAGAAGCCUUGCAAAUAAUUUAAGAAGUCGGCAUCAACACAGGCAUCGCAUGUAUCAUCAGUAA